CAGCGAGCAUCACAAUUUGAACACAACGUAUCAUAAUUGUUUUUUUAAUUUACUCAAAUGGCUGCCAUAGAAAAAUCUUGCAGUAACAUAACAAAAGGCUUAUUAAAAAAUGGCAGUACAAAUGAUGAAGCCUCCGAAGUUAAGUUCCUUCCCAGUGUCAAGCAGUCAUUAAAAAAUAUUGUCGCAAAAGAAGGUUUUACAUCGCACGAAAUAUCCCAAAAACUUAUAUCUAGUAAUGGCAGCAAUUACUUGGGGGAUCUAUACGAGGUUGAAAUAAAAGGUAAAACGAAAGAUGGACCCAAAGAAAUACACAUUUUUCUUAAACAAGUCAUUUCGGACGAAGGUAUUUUAAAAUCUAUUGUCAAUGUUGAAACUUGUUAUUCAAGUGAAGUAUUAGUAUAUACUGAAUUGGUUGAUAUUUUUAGUACACUACAAGAUAAUGUAAAUGUACCGGAAGGAGAGAGAUUCAAAAUUGUGAAAAGUUAUGAAUGCGUUUCAGAAGCAAUAUUUCUUGAAAACAUUGCUAAAAAAGGAUUCAAAACUCUGAAUCGAAUGGAUGUAAUGCCUUUAAAAUUUGCUGAACUAUCAAUCGCACAGCUUGCCAAAUUACAUGGACUAACUUUCGUACUAAAGCAUAAAAGACCAGAUUACUUUGAAAAGAAAAUUAAAUCACUAGAACCUUCAGUGGUUUUCGAUGAUAUUAUUGGGUGGAAGAAUUAUGCACAAAAAAUGUUUGAAAUUACAACUAAUCAUUUCGAUAGAGGCACAAAAGAGAAAAUAGAUUAUUUUCUACAACAUUCAUUUUAUAACAAAUUUCCAAAAUACUCCAAAGGUGAAACUGGAUCAGUUAAAUGCAUGUGUCAUGGAGAUUUUAGGAUAAGUAAUAUCAUGGUCAAAGAAAUCGCUGACGAAGAAAAAGAGGUCGUACUAAUCGACUACCAAUUUUUAUUCUACGGAUCACCACUGGUAGAUUUUUUUUAUUUUCUUUACACUGGAACUGACCGUGAAUUCAGAAAGGCUCACAUGAAUAACUUGAAAGAUUUAUAUCACAAUAAAUUGACUGAAUUUCUUAAGUAUUUUCACUUAGAUAUAAACGAUAUAUAUGCGAAGAAAGACUUUGAAAAAGAUUUUAAGGAUUCGUUAGAUUUUGGGCUUAUGGUAUCGUUGUAUGUUUCUCCUAUAAUAUUUAUAGUAGUAGAACAAGAAGUUCCAUAUUGUGGUAAAAAUACGGUUAAUGAUGUGCCUUUCAAAAUGGAUGACAGAUACAAAGAGAGAGUUACUGAAGUUGUUGAAGAGUAUAUGGAAUGGGGAAUAUUAAAGUAAUUCUAGUAAAUAGUAAUAAUUUUAAUAGUUUUUCAACUGUUAAGUAAGUUAGGUUAAGUUAAGUUUUAUAAAAUAUGAUUAGUAAAUAAAAAGUUUUACAUACUUUCAUGUUUUUUAUCAAAAAUUUUUUUUCACUGCAAUGUUUGAAAUAUAAAAAGUAUGAAUAGAAAUGAAAUAGAGAAUAUUGUGCUAUUUAAAAAUAUGCGUUUAAAGUAUAAAGUAAGUAAAGUACAUAGUAAGUUUUAAGUAGUUGUAGAGUCAUGCAAUAAAAUAUAAUAUUGUAAAAAUAAAAUUACCAAGUUUGCAAUUGUAAUAAUAAAAUUGGGAAGCAUAAAUAAUGUAGUCGUCUCUGUCUGACUCACAAGUUUUUAUGUGGUCGAAAAAAGUACAAAGUAUUUUUAUCGGUUCGAUAAACGAGCAUGAAAUCAUGAGUCACAUACAAGUAAGGCCACUCGUGUAGUUAUAAUAUGAAUAGAUAAAAUAAACUGAGCAUACAUACACAUACAGAUUAUAAA
This is a messenger RNA of Maniola jurtina (meadow brown), 1838 nucleotides long. RefSeq lists its product as uncharacterized. Lineage: Eukaryota; Metazoa; Arthropoda; Insecta; Lepidoptera; Nymphalidae. The record is from RefSeq and is a predicted model, not a curated record. Bases 58 to 1323 code for a protein of 421 amino acids. The transcript has 2 exons.